Molecule: messenger RNA, 2613 nt
Organism: Strongyloides ratti
Lineage: Eukaryota; Metazoa; Nematoda; Chromadorea; Rhabditida; Strongyloididae
Product: Tyrosine-protein kinase receptor torso
Exons: 4
Coding region: 1-2613 (870 amino acids)
Biological process (GO): positive regulation of kinase activity; multicellular organism development; protein phosphorylation
Cellular component (GO): signaling receptor complex
Molecular function (GO): ATP binding; transmembrane receptor protein tyrosine kinase activity
Source: RefSeq, a predicted model, not a curated record
AUGAUUCAGCUUUCAUUUUUAUAUACUGUAAAUUUAUUGAGUUUAACAAAGCCUGAAAUAUGUUAUGCAAGAUGUAUAGCUAAUUGUCGUGAUAAAAAUUCAAAUAAUGAAAUAAAUAUAUGUUCUGAUCUCUGUAAAAAAUAUUUAAAUGAAUCAUUAUGUAGUAAUGAAAAUUGUUGGAAUUCAUGCUUAAAUCUUGGUUUAGAAAGUGAUAAUAUAGGAAGUGAGAUAUCAAGCUUAAAAUUUACUAGAAAUGAAGAUUAUACAAUUAAUUUUACCAUUCAAUCAUCAAAUGGAUAUUCUGUUUUAUGUGCAAAAGUUGGUUCAACAGAUGAUACUGCCAAUUCAAAAUUAUAUUGUGAUACUGAAGAUGGAUUUAAAAAAUUUAAAAUUCCUUUAGAAUUAUUUUGUCAAAAUACAUUUGCAACAUUUUUUAUUCCAUCAAAUGAAAAUAUAUCACCACCUACUACAAUUGAAAUACCAAUACCAAUUCCAUCAAUAAAUGAUAUGUUAUUUACAAAUAAGUCAUUAAUAAUGAAUAAAAAAGAAUUUAUUAAUGAAGAUUAUAAAUCAAAUACAUCUGUUAUUAUAAAUGUUUCUUAUAAAAUAAGUACAAAUUGGCCACUUGGUGAUCAAGAUUUUACCUUUAAUACAGAUUUUCAUCAGUUAAAUUGUGCUGUACCAGAUUAUUCUUCUGCAAUACCACAAACUAAUUUUAUAAUAGAUUCAAAAAAUAAACUUUUAACUGCUCUUGUCGCUGGAGACUUAAUGUAUAGAGACUGUAACUAUAUUUUAUUUGUUGAUAGUAUAAAAUCGCAGCAAUGUAAAAGUUAUGUUCCAUCUAAAAAUGAUGAUCAAAGAUAUACUAGUAUUGAUAUAAAUUGUGAUACAGUGAGAAAUAAUGAUUGUGUAACGACAAAAAUUUCUCGGGGACCAAUAUGUGGACAAACAAAAAGUUUUAACUGGACUAUUAUUGAUAAAAAUUUUAAAAUUGAUCCUAAUUUUAAUGUUACAAUUAAUGCAACAUUUGAUUUAUGGCCUAUAGGUAAUUAUGAACCAAUUUAUUAUUAUUUAAUAUUUGGUAAUGCAACAAAUUAUCCAUCAAAAGAAUUAACUGCAAUAUCUGGUGUUAAUAUGACAUCCAUAAAUAAUAUAAUAAAUAAUUGUAAAAAUUUUGAUAAAAAAAUUCAAAAGUGUUUAGAUAAAAUUUCAAGUAAUUAUGCUAUUAUUGAUGGAUUAAAAUGGGACACAACAUAUGGUGUUGUUAUUUGUGCAGUUGUUGAUCAAGAUAAUAUAACAUUACCAAACAUACUUCAAUUACCUUUAGGUGAAAGACCAAAAGCUGAUGAAUUAAAACUUUCAUCUAAAAUAUAUAAAAAAAAUUAUACUAGUCUUAUUGUUGGACUAACAGUAGGUAUAUUUGGAUUACUUUUUCUUUGUCUGAUAACUAUUUUUGCAAAUAUUCAUCGUAAACAAAGAAAUAAAAUAAGAAUGAAUAAAUUAAAAAUGGAUAUGAUGAAAAAAGAAAGUGAGGUUAGAUAUAAAGAUUUCCCUAAAAAAUAUGAUGUUUGGGAACUUGAAAGAAGAAAUCUUAUAAUUUAUGACAAUAAAAAACUUGGAUCUGGAGCUUUUGGUGCAGUUUUCCUUGGUAAAUUGAUUGGUAAAGCAAAUGGCGUUAAAGAUGCACAUUCUGCACUUGCAUUAAAUAUUAUGCGCACAGAAAAUUGUGAUGUUGCUGUUAAAAUGUUACCAGAAUAUUCAGAUGAAUUGUGUAAAAGUGAAUUUUUAAGAGAAAUUAGUUUAAUGAAAACUUUAGGAUAUCAUGAAAGAUUAGUAAAUAUGUUAGCGUGUAUUACGGAGACUGAACCUUUUUGUCUUAUUGUUGAGUAUUGUUCUGAUGGUGAUUUACUUCAAUUUUUAAGAAAAAGAUGUAAAUACAUGUUAAAAUUAAGUAGUGAAGGUAUUGACUAUUCAAGUUCUGAAUUUGAAGGUAAAUUUAAUGUUGAUCUUAUUUGUACGAUGAAACAACUAUUAAUGUUUGCUGUUCAAAUAUCAUAUGGACUUGAAUAUUUGUCAACUAAAGGUUUUGUUCAUAGAGAUGUUGCAGCUAGAAAUGUUUUAGUUCAUGAAGGAAAAUAUGCUAAAAUUGGUGAUUUUGGUUUAUGUAGAUAUGUCUAUUCUAAUGAUGCUAAUUAUAAAAGUAGUGGAGGUAAACUUCCAAUAAAAUGGAUGGCAAUAGAAUCAAUUAAACAUUAUGAAUUUACGUCAAAAAGUGAUGUAUGGAGUUUUGGUAUUUUAUUAUUUGAAAUUAUUACAUUAGGAGGAAUACCAUAUCCUGGAAUUCUUCAUGAAAAUAUGUUGAAAUAUUUAGAAUCAGGUAGUAGAAUGGAAAAACCUGAUAAUUGUUCUGAUGACUUUUAUAAUGUUAUGUUAUCUUGUUGGUCACAAUCUCCACAAAAUCGUCCAUCUUUUUCAACUAUCAGACAAAAAUUAGCGUCACAGCUUGAGGAAAUGACAGAUGAAUAUUCAUACUUACAACUAAAUAGUAGUUGUGACUACUAUUGUUUUUCCUCAAAAGAUGAAUCUCAAGAAUCCCAAGAAAUAAAAAAAUAA